GUGUGGUAGCUCUUGACCUCCCACCCAACUUUAAUGCUCCUCUCUUCCCAUCUUCUCCCUCUUCCUAUAAAUGCUCCUCCUGCUACUCCAUAGUUUCAAGCACUCCCUCUCAUCAGAAUAUUUCACAAUCACCAUCACAACUCUGCGCACACAAUCCCUGUGAAAAUGUUGAACAGUUGCCAAGUAAUGAAGAGGUGGUUCUACACCACUGUGCACUGUGUAUGCAGACAACUGACCGGUUCUCAAUCUGGGGUAGCCGUCUGGGUGCUGAAGAAAUUUGCUGUGGCUCUUCUCACCUGCAUUUUUGCUUUAGGUGGGGCUGCAAUAGGCGCAGUUACUGGAGCAAUCAAAGGGCAGACUACAGAGACUGGUUUUGUUCGUGGGUUCGGCGUUGGGGCAGUGGCUGGGGCCGUCACAGGCGUCCAAUUGAUGGAGCUCAUGGCAAAUGGGGAGCCAUUUUCCAAGGUAGCUUUGAUAUGUAGUCUGCUAAACGGGAAGAUAUUCAUGGAAUGGGUGAGUCCUGCGGUGCUAAAAGCUUAUCAGUGGCAGGUUAGCACUACGGAGACGAGCUUGAGGGAAAUGUCCGACAUUUUUGAGGUCACUACAGUGAGGGGAUUAUCUCAAGAUACAAUUGAAGAGUUGCCGGUAUAUCAGUUCUGGAAUGCUCAGAAUAAUGCAUCAUGCUCAGAAGCUACUUGCGCAAUUUGCUUACAGGAUUUGGAGGAUGGGGAAUCAGCAAGGUUGCUGCCAAGUUGUAAGCAUUUCUUCCACCUUCAUUGCAUAGAUCAAUGGCUUACCAGACAAGGAAACUGCCCAAUAUGCAGAAAAGAUGUCUGAUAGGAGUUGGAGACGACUGAUGAAUUUGAACAAAUCCCAGUCCUAAAAAGAUAUGAAGAGAGGAGAAAUUAAGGAACCGAAAGAAAAGCAGAGGAAAUGCCGCAACCGUCUCUGAUAUGGAUUAAAAAUAUCUUUGUAAUAGCCCCAAGUCUCAGUGCUAUAUAUCUAUAUUGUACAGGUGAAACUUUGCAAAAUCUACAUGAUGUCCAUAGAGAAAGGGGACCUCUCUUCUGUAAGAUGUCAUCUGUAUGCGUAUAAAAAUUUCCGUUUGAAUU
This is a messenger RNA of Sesamum indicum (sesame), 1112 nucleotides long. Its product is annotated as NEP1-interacting protein 1. Lineage: Eukaryota; Viridiplantae; Streptophyta; Magnoliopsida; Lamiales; Pedaliaceae. The record is from RefSeq and is a predicted model, not a curated record.